AUGAGAAAAAAAUUGUUACAGCCAAAAUUUAUUAAUAAAGUUAUUGAUAAGGUUCAAUUAAAGCAAAUUAUUAUAUGGGCUUUUAGAAAUUAUGGUAUAGCUCAUGCAUCUAAUAUGGCGGAUAAGAUCAAAGAUUUAGGAUUUUAUUAUGCUACUAAGGCAGGAAUUUCUUUAAGUUUAGAAGAUUUGAGAAUACCACCUGUUAAAGAACAAUUAUUAGCUAAAACUAUUUAUUCAAUAGCAGAAACAGAUAAAAGACAUAAAAGAGGUGAAAUUACAACAGUUGAAAGAUUUCAAAAAGUUAUAGAUACUUGGAAUAACGCUAGUGAAACUUUAAAAAAAGAAAUCAUACUAUAUUUUAAAAAUACGGAUCCACUAAAUACUAUUUAUAUGAUGGCUUUUUCAGGGGCCCGUGGUAAUAUUUCUCAGGUUAGACAAUUAGUUGGUAUGCGUGGAUUAAUGUCCGAUCCACAAGGUCAAAUUAUUGAUUUACCUAUAUCUAGUAACUUCAGAGAAGGAUUAACAAUUACAGAUUACUUUAUUUCAUCUUAUGGUGCUAGAAAGGGUUUAGUUGAUACAGCGCUACGUACAGCAGAUUCUGGUUAUUUAACACGUCGUCUUGUAGAUGUAGCACAAGAUGUAAUUAUUCGUGAAACUAAUUGUAAAACAUCCAAAGGUAUUUUAUUAGAAGAAAUGGUUGACAAUCAAAAAGUAUUAAUUUCUUUAAAACAAGCUCUAAUAGGAAGAAUAUUAGCUGAAGAUGUUGUAGAUAAUUUUACUAAUAAAAGUAUUGCCUACAAAGAUCAAUGUGUAGAACCUGAGUUAGCUAAUUAUAUAGCAAGAUCCGGUCGUAAAAGUAUUUUAGUACGUUCUCCCAUUACUUGUGAUUCUAUUCAAUCUGUUUGUCAAUUAUGUUAUGGUUGGAAUUUAGCUCAUGGUAAAAUGGUAGAUCUUGGAGAAGCUGUGGGUAUUAUUGCUGCUCAAUCUAUUGGAGAACCUGGUACACAGUUAACAAUGCGCACAUUUCAUACAGGCGGGGUGUUUACUGGAGAAUUAGCACAAACAAUAAUUAGUCCCAAGGAUGCUAUUUUAGAGUAUAUGCAGAAUAUGCCAUUAACUAAUGCUAGAACGCGUUAUGGUGAUGAAGCACAAUUUGUUAAUUCAGAUUGUAAAAUUAAACUUGUAGAGAGCAAUGGCAAUGAGAUAUUAAUUUCAUUAACUAAAGGUUCAUUAUUAUUAGCUGGGCAUAAGUCAAUAAUAAAAGCUGGUUCAGUUAUAGCUGAAUAUCCUUUAAGUAAUCGUGUUAUGACAGAAAGAGCGCAAAAUUCGGUAGUAGCUGAUUGUUCGGGUAGUGUUCAUAUAGAAAAUUUAAAAAUAAAAGAAAUAAGAAAUAAACAAAAUGUAAUAAAAAGCGCUGAAACAAGUGGUGUUAUUUGGAUUUUGUCAGGAAUAGUACAUAAUAUAAACGAUGAUGCAAAUAUUAUAUUAUCCCAGAAUGAAAGAAUAUAUGAAAAUAGUAUAAUGUCAAGAACACAAUUAAUUAGUCGCUAUAGUGGUCGUGUUUCAGUUCCAAAUCAGCAAAAUAAAAAUAUAAAUCAACAAAUAUCUAUAAUAAUGUCAACAAAAACUUUUAUUGGUAUAAAAGUUUAUAUAGACAAUAAUGAUGGAUCUCAAAAUCAUAUUUUACUUGUAGAUCAACAAGAUAAAUUUUUAUUAACUGUUUUGCCAAAUCAAAAAGUUAACCAUGGGCAAAUAAUAGGAAAUUUAAUUUCUAAUUUAUACAAAACAAAAACAGGCGGAAUUAUUAAAUAUUUAGAUUUACCAAUAUCUAAGAAGAAGACAGAUAAUAAAAAUGAUUAUUACGAUAUUUUAGGACCAGGUUAUAUUCUUUGGAUACCUGAAGAAACUCAUGAAAUUAAUAAAGAUAUCUCUCUUCUUCUUGUUCAGCAUGGUGAUUUUGUUGAUUUAGGAACAGAGAUAAUAAAAAAUGUAUUUGCUAAUAAUUCAGGUAUUGUUGAAGUUGUCGAAAAAGAAGGAAUAAUUAGAGAGAUCAUUAUAAAACCUGGCAAAGUUUACACAAUCAAUAAUAAAGAUUUAAAUCAACAUAAAGACAGAAAUAGAGGUUUUCUAAGGCCUGGUGAAAAAAUCAUUAAUGAAAUAGUCUCUGAUAAAUUAGUGUAUUGGGAACAUAUAAAAAUUAAAGAAGAUAAUAUUAUUUUAAUUAGACCUGUUGUUGUAUAUUCAGUCCCUAAUAAAGGUUUAACUUUAUCUUAUACAGCAGAUUCUUUUGAAAUAAAUAUGAUAGAUUUGAAGCUAAUAAGACGAACAUAUUUUAGAGAUGGUGCAAGGGUUAAAUCUGUCUAUGGUGUUAAUUUAAUUAAUACACAUUUGGUGGUAAAUUUAAAUACACAAAUUUCAGAUAUAAAUUGUAGAAUAGAGUUUAUAAAAAAUAAUUUAAGUAGUUCUUAUUCUUUAUUAAAACUCAGUACAUUUGAUCCUCUUUCUUUAAAAGACUCUAACGUCAUUAAUUCAAAAAAUUUUUAUACGAAAACAAGCAUUAAAGUUAAAAAUGGAGAAUACAUAACAAGUGGAUCAAUUGUAGCUGAAACAGAAGUUAUUUCUAUGAUUAAUGGAAAAGUUAUGUUCAUUCAAGAUAUUAAACAUUCUAAUCGUCGUAUGCUAAUUAUUAGGCCUACUGACAUUAGAACUUUUAAGAUUAAUAAUACGCAUGAAAUAAAAAUACAAAUUAAUGAUUGGGUUUAUACAGGUGAUGAGAUAGCUACAAAUAUCUUUACAUUGCAUUCAGGGCAAAUAAUUGAUAUCCAGGAUACAAAAAUAAUUAUAAGAAUCGGUCAACCUUUCCUUAUUUCUAGUGAUUCUAUAUUACAUAUCCAUAAUAAUAGUUUAAUUAAAAGAGGAGAAAGUUUAGCAACAUUAAUUUUUGAAAGAGCUAAAACCGGAGAUAUUGUUCAAGGAUUACCAAGAAUAGAAGAAAUUUUAGAAGCAAGGAAAAAAGCUGGUAAUUCCUUUAACCCUCAUCAUAAUUUAGAGUCUAACUUUCGUGGAUAUUUGAAUAAAGGAUUGAGUGUUUAUGAUUCAACAAGAUUAAGUCUAUUAGAUACACAGUUAGAAUUAAUUAAAGAGGUUCAGUUGGUUUAUCAAUUACAAGGAGUAGAUAUUUCCGAUAAACAUAUAGAAGUUAUAGUUAGACAAAUGACUUCUAAGGUUAAAAUAGAAAAUGGAGGUAAUACUGAUUAUUUACCAGGAGAAAUGGUGGAAUUGCAAAAAAUAGAGUCUGUUAAUAAAUCUUUAUCUGUAAUGAAUAAAAAUAAAGCAACUUAUCAUCCAAUUUUAUUAGGUAUUACUAAAGCUUCAUUAAAUACAGAAAGUUUCAUUUCUGCAGCUAGUUUUCAAGAAACUACAAAAGUACUAACAGAAGCUGCUAUCUCUGGUAAAUUAGACUGGCUAAGAGGUUUAAAAGAGAAUGUGAUUAUUGGCCGUUUAAUACCAGCAGGUACAGGUUUUAAAAUUCAUAGCAAUUCUUUAUUAAAUACAGAUAACAGUGAACUUCUUGUAGAUAAUAAUAUAUUGAAUAAAGCUGAACUUAAUCAACCAAAGUCUAAUUUUGAAGAUAUUAUUUUAGAUGACCGAACAGCUCGAAAUUAUCCAAUUAAACAAGAAAAAGAUAUAAAUAUAGAAAAAUAA
This is a messenger RNA of Chondrus crispus (carragheen), 3705 nucleotides long. The record is from the annotation of a RefSeq genome assembly. Lineage: Eukaryota; Rhodophyta; Florideophyceae; Gigartinales; Gigartinaceae.